GGAGAAGGGGAGGUGAAGGGGAGGGAGGAGGAGGAGGAGGGGGAGAGGGGGUGAGAGAGGAGGUGACUCUCCGGCAGCAUUUAGACACAACGAAAGGAUCAUGGCGGAUGGCCCCAGGUGUAAGCGCAGAAAGCAGGCGAACCCGAGGAGGAACAACGUGACUAACUACAAUAAUGUGGUGGAAGCCGGCUCAGAUUCAGAUGAUGAGGACAAGCUGCACAUUGUGGAGGAGGAAGGCAGCCUGGCGGAUGGGGCAGACUGCGACAGCACCCUGCCAGACGACGAGCACCCCAGGGAGCACUGCUGGGACGGAGGGAAGGAGGAUUGUGUGUCAGACGGUGAGGAUGAUGUGAGCACAGAUGCCCUGGUGGAAGAGAUGCUCCAGCAAGGAGACACAGCCGUUAUCUACCCAGAGGCCCCAGAGGACGAGCCACAGCGGCAGGGCACCCCUGAUGCCAGCGUCCAUGACGAGAACGGAACUCCCGAUUCCUUCUCUCAGCUGCUCACCUGCCCGUACUGCGCUCGUGGCUACAAGCGUUACAGCUCUCUGAAGGAGCACAUCAAGUACCGGCACGAGAAGACUGAAGAGAGCUUCAGCUGUCCCGAGUGCAGCUACAGCUUUGCAUACCGCGCUCAACUGGAGAGGCAUAUGACAGUCCACAAGGCUGGACGGGAUCAGAGACACAUCACACAGACAGGCGGCAAUCGUAAAUUCAAGUGCACUGAAUGUGGCAAAGCAUUUAAAUACAAGCACCAUCUGAAGGAGCACCUACGCAUCCACAGCGGAGAGAAACCCUAUGAGUGCUCCAACUGCAAGAAGCGGUUCUCCCACUCAGGUUCAUACAGCUCUCACAUCAGUAGUAAGAAGUGCAUCAGCGUCAUCUCAGUUAACGGCAGACCACGCUUGGGGAACGCCAAAACCCAGACCCAGGGUCCAUCACCAGUGCUGUCCACACCACCAUCAGUCCUCCGCACCCAGAUUAGGGAGAAGCUGGAGCACAGCAAGCCCCUGCAGGAGCAGCUGCCCCUCAACCAGAUCAAGACUGAGCCUGUGGACUACGAGUACAAGCCGACGGUGAUAACGUCCCCAGCUGUGACUGCCAUGAAUGGUGGGGUUUUCAAUGGAGGCGCUGCGGCUCCUCUGCAGGGCACAGUGCAGGCCGUGGUCCUGCCCACUGUGGGGCUGGUGUCACCCAUCAGCAUCAACCUGGCAGACCUGCAGAAUGCUCUCAAAGUGGCAGUGGACGGUAAUGUCAUUCGUCAGGUGCUGGAAAACAAUGCCAAAGGCCAGGGGCAGGUGAACUCGGGGUUAACCACUGGAACGCUCCACCCUCCGCAGCAGCAACUCAUCUCAGCCAUCAGUCUGCCUAUUGUGGGUCAGGAUGGAAAUGCAAAAAUCAUUAUAAACUACAGUUUAGACCAGGGCCAGCUCACAGCCCAAAACCUGAAGAAAGAGCCUGAGCCAGUCUCACCAGCUCAGACCACCACUGACACCUUCAAGUCCCAGAAACUCCCAGAAGAUCUUACAAUCAGAGGCACCAGGUCCAAUGAGACUAAAGAAAAAGAGGAAAAGACCACUAAGACUUGUCUCCUGUGUGAUAACUGUCCUGGUGGGCUGGAAGCACUCCAUGCCCUCAAGCACUGCAAGAAGGAUGGUCUCAGGCUAAAUGGAGCAGGCCUGGAUAAGUCUGAGUCUGCUGUUGCUGCCCUGCUGUCAGAAGGAGGACUCUGCAGCCAGCCCAAGAACCUCUUGUCCCUGCUCAAGGCCUACUUUGCCUUAAAUGCAGAGCCCACCAAGGAUGAGCUGGCCAAGAUCUCUGACUCAGUCAGCCUGCCAAUCCAUGUGGUUAAGAAGUGGUUUGACAAAAUGCAGGAGGGUCAGAUAUCACUGGGUGCCCCAACACCUCCUUCAGAGGAAGAGGACACCUGUGAAGCCAACAGUGUGGUGUCUCUGGUCCCAGGGAAGGACACAUCCACUAUGAGCCCCUCUGUCACGCAGGACAGCCCUACGGAAGCUACCCCAGCAGAGAUCAAUGGUGCUCACAGCUCGCCGGCCCCCCCCUCGCCACUAAACCUGACAGCUGGUGGUCCGGUGCCAGCCCAGCCACCCCAGAGCACUGAGGGACCCCUAGACCUGUCGCUGCCAAAGCCCUGCAGAGAGGAAGCGGAGAGAGUGGUGGCUAAAGCCAGCGUUUACCCCUCCCCCUCCUCUUGCUCAACCAAUGAGGAUGAACCCCUAAACUUAACUUGCACAAAGAAAGAGGCAUCACCACUCUCAGUCAUGAGCACCAGCCCCGUCGCACUGUACGCCAGCCAGCCAAGUGCCAAACCCCUCGACAUUGUGGCCACAAUGCAAUGCCUAAGGGCUCUAGCCACCAACAACAAACAGACUAUCCUGAUCCCCCAGCUGGCUUACACCUAUACCACUACAGCAAACAGCCCUGCAGGGACCGAGAUGCAUGAAACCAUCCACCUCAACGGAGUGAAGGAGGAGAAACAGGACACAGGCUCAGAGGGCGUGUCUACUGUGGAGGAGCAGAAUGACUCAGACUCAGGCCCUCCGAGGAAGAAGAUGAAGAAGACGGACAGCGGCAUGUACGCCUGUGACCUGUGCGACAAGAUCUUCCAGAAGAGCAGCUCGCUGCUGAGACACAAAUACGAACACACAGGGAAGCGACCUCACGAGUGCGGCAUCUGCAGCAAGGCCUUCAAACACAAACACCACUUGAUCGAACACAUGCGGCUUCACUCGGGGGAGAAGCCGUACCAGUGUGACAAGUGCGGCAAGCGCUUCUCCCACUCAGGCUCCUACUCCCAGCACAUGAACCACCGCUACUCCUACUGCAAGAAGGAGACGCAGAAUCAAGGAGAAGGCCGGGAGAGCCCAGAGGAGGACGCCGAGGCCCAGGCUGAGAUGGAGGCCCUGAGCCGGGCACAGAGGCAGCACCUGGUCCCUUCCCAGCUGGAUUUGGAUGAGCGAGGAAGCAGCACAAGGGAGGAUGAGAGCGAGGAAGAGGAGGAGGAGGAGGAGGAAGGAGUGGUGGACAUGAACGACAUCCAGGUGGUGCAGAUAGGGGACGAAGGGGGGGAUGAGGAGGAAGAGGAAGAAGAGCAAGGGGACAGGAAUGAGGAGGGGAUGGAGAGAGUGAUGGUGGAAGGGGGAGGAGAGGAGAAAACAGAGAUAGAAAUGAAAUCGGACGAAGAGGAGGCCGACACAAGACAGGAGGAGGUGCUCGGGAGCCUUCAAGAAGAGGAGGAUGUCAAGAUGGAGGAAGAUGGGGCGAUGGAUACAGAGGGAGGGGUGACGGAAGAGGAGAAAGCAGAGGGGGAGGUCACAGAGGAGAGCGGAGGUGAAACAAACAGGAACAUGGUUUCUGAAGAUGAGAACCAGACGCCACAGGAGAAAGGAGAUACUGACUAAAAGAGGAACCAGACUCCUCCAUGAGACACAAUCAGAUUCCUCCUCUCCCUGCGCAGAGGAAGAAUGCAGGAGAUGAUGUCUGGUCACUCUGACAGUUCGGUUCAGUUCACUACUGUGUAGAAAUCCAGGUGUGCCUGAAAAAAUACUAGUGACUUUUCCACAGGAGAAUGAUUUCUCACUGUUAUAAAAAUCCAUUUGUAAAGAAAAAGAUGAAGACGAACAUGAAUUUUAACAAAGGAAAUGCAUUAUACAGACUUUGGAAGCUAGAGCCGACAUGUUUUAGAUAAUGUUUUAUUACUAAAACACCUUGGGUCAUUUCUUUUUAUCAGUGUUACUAAUUUUAUCACUCAUAUUUUAACCUUUAAAAGCUGUACAGUUGGGAGAUAUUUCUAUACCUUUUUAUUGCCAAUGAACAAAAAAAGUCAGUAUUUUAUUAAGUUGGAAGGAAAAUAAGAAAAAUCCUGUGCACUACAAGUGGCUUGGUUUACCUAUGGAUAAAGCAGUUGAGUUGUGUUGUCUACCCUUCAGUAUUACCGCACUAGAUAUACCACGCCAUCACGCUAGCAGAUGUUAGCAUUACUUUUUUGGUGUUAUUUUGAUUGGAUCGUGAGCCUUAAGAAGAAAAACAUUGACGGACAGAUGGGUCUUUUCAGUUGUUUAGUUCCUUUUAGACUUUUAGACGCAUUUUUGUCAAAUCAUUGUUUUAUAGGAAUAGUUUGACGGUUUGGGAAAUGUGCUUAUUUGCUGUCUUUGUGAGAGUUAGAUGAGAUGAUACCAAUGCCAAUCUCAUACCUGCACAGUAAAUAUAUGGCUACAGCCAGCAGUGAUGUAGCUUAGCUUAGCAUGAGGACAAGAGGACAGGGAAACUGCUCCACACUCCAGUCCUGCAGGUGUCCAUAAUGCACUUGUAAGCUGGUUUGGAUAAAACCCAAAGAUGAUGAUGAAGAAGCAGCUAGCUUAAAUUCACAAAUAAACAAGUUAUCGCUUGUCUGUUUAAGCAGACAAGCAAUUGCAUUUAUGGCGAAAAUAUGAGAGUGGUAUCUAUCUUCUCGUCUAAGUAAACAAAUGAGCAGAUUUAGCGAAAUGUCAAACUAUUGCUUUAAAUGUUCAGAGUGACAGAAAGGAGAUGUAGAAAACUGUCUGACCCUCCCUAUACUUACCCCUCCUCCCUCUGAGCCUUAUGCAAAAAAAUCAAACUAAAACAAGAGAAACAUGCAUAUCAAAAGUGCCACAGAAUAUUGCUGUUGAAGCUUAGCAGCUAUGAUCAGGUAUUGCCGGGUCCCAGAUCAACCAAUAAGCCGGAAUACUGUUGACUCUGGCUCGCCACCGCACCUGAGAGAGCAGAAUUUAGCCUACCACAUAUCCAUGUAUCACAGACUUUAGAUGACUUUCUUUCAUUUCUACUCUGAGCGACUAAAAGAGAUACAAUGCACAUGUUUUCAAAUGGAUGAUGAUGAAGUAUGAUUUCUAAUUGUUAACUGUGUCCUGCCUUUUUUCAAAGCUUAUUCAGUGCACUUGUUUAACACACCAUAAAAUGCUCAGAUGUCUCUUCAGGUAACAAAAUGUAGGCAAAUAUGAAUCCCAGGAGUUUGAUUCAACAAAGUUUUUACCUGUCAGUAUUAUUUUUGUCUCUUAUGUUGUUUUAUGUUCUGUUUCAAUGUGUGUACUGUAUGUUUUCAGCAAUGGCAGUAUUAUCCCCACCCCCAACGAGAUGGGUAUGUCUGUUUAGUCAUAGAGAACUUUUAUAUUUAUGUGUCUUAUUUUUUAUAUUUCUUUAUGGUUAUUUAUUACACUAUGUAGUGUACAAUACUGUAGUUUGUAUUAAUACGAUAAUAUAUUUUAGUAUGGAAAAAAGAUUCAAAGGCAAAUAACUACAAGCCUGGAAAAUGAGACUCCGGCAUACUGAAGUAUGUUUUUCGAACGAACAAAAUUAUGUUUUUCCUCGGGAAAAAAAGAAACUUGCACCCUGCAAGCCUGAAAAUUGGAACCUGUGACCUCUCUGCAUCCAUUCUCAUGUUAGUUUAGUUUUCUUUCCCCUCUCUAAUAUAAAGCUACUGAACUUUUGAAAACUAAUUGUAUGUCUAAUAGCAUGAGUGUGUGCUGUUGUAUUGAAGGAUGAUGCUUAACCACACAAACUGUCCUUUUUGCCAAGCCAAAAUAAUAUUGACGUAUGUUCUUAUGUUUUUAUUUGUGCCAAUUUGUUACUUUAUAUGUCAGUGUCAAGACCACACCCUUUUAUAUGCCCCUUCCCUUUUAACACCCUCAUCUUUUUUUUUAUAGUGAUUGUUUUUGUUUUUCUUUUUUUGUUCAUUUUUUAUGACUCCCCAUCUCACAAUAAAAUACAUCAAUUACAAGCUG
This is a messenger RNA of Lates calcarifer (barramundi perch), 5779 nucleotides long. It is a transcript of the gene zeb1b, whose product is annotated as zinc finger E-box binding homeobox 1b. Gene Ontology annotation, molecular function: DNA-binding transcription factor activity, RNA polymerase II-specific; RNA polymerase II cis-regulatory region sequence-specific DNA binding. The record is from RefSeq and is a predicted model, not a curated record. Gene Ontology annotation, biological process: anatomical structure development; regulation of transcription by RNA polymerase II. Lineage: Eukaryota; Metazoa; Chordata; Actinopteri; Centropomidae.